CGCUCGGCUGCGGCGUGGGCAGGAUGUGACAUCAGGGACGCCCUCGGCCCGGCGCUGCGGGCUGUCGGCCGGGGCGGGCCCGGGAGCCGUGGCUUAAAUCGCAGCCCCGGUGCUCGACUUUCACCGGGAAGGGCUGCGAGGGCUUCCCGGGCUGCCGCAGGCGCUGCGUAAUGGCCCAGUGGCAGAGCCGGGGGCCGGCUGUUUCGGGUGGCACCUGAACGAACGAGCGAGGCGACAAGGCACAGCCGCGGAGCAGGCAUCCCACAUGGGUGAGCCCGGAGCGAACCCGAGCGCCGGCAAGCUGCAGGGAGCCGCGGGCCAGCUCUCUGCCACGUCCCUGGCACAGCCCGCGAUGAGGGACUUUGUUUCAGAUUGGUCUCCUGUACACGAUGCCUCUGUUCAUGGACGUCUGCUUGCCUUGAGGAACCUCAUCCAGCAGGGCAGUGCUGUUAAUCUGCUGACAGCAGACCAGGUGUCUCCUCUCCAUGGAGCCUGCCUGGGUGGCCACGCUGCCUGUGCCAGCAUCCUGAUAAAACAUGGUGCUCAGGUGAAUGCAGUGACUGUUGACUGGCACACUCCUCUCUUCAGUGCCUGUGUCAGUGGCAGUGUGGCUUGCUUGGCUUUAUUGCUGCAGCACGGAGCCAGCCUGCACCCGCCCUGUGACUUGGCGUCCCCCAUCCAUGAGGCUGCCAAGAGAGGCCACGUGCAGUGCGUGCAGCUCCUCUGCUCGCAGGGGGUGGACAUGGACGGCAGCAUCCCGCACCUGGGCACUCCUCUCUACGUGGCCUGUCAGAGCCAGCAGGUGCAGUGUGCAAGGACACUGCUCGAGGCAGGAGCAGAUGUGAACAGUGGCAAGGGCUUGGACUCCCCUCUGCAUGCAGCUGCCAGGAGCUGCAGUGUGGAGCUGGUGACACUGCUACUGGACUUUGGAGCUGACAUGUGGGUGAAGAAUGCUGACAGCAAGAGGCCGAUGGAGCUGGUCCCUCCCAGCAGCCCUGUGGGCAGACUGCUCCUGCAGAAAGAAGGGCCUCUGUCCUUGAUGCAGCUGUGCCGCCUGUGCAUCAGGAGCUGCUUUGGGCACAAGCAGCACCAGAACAUAGCUGCGCUGCUCCUCCCGGAUGAGCUCAGGCAGUUCCUGCUCCAUGCCUAAGCCUUCCAUGCUCAAACGUGGCGCCUCGGAGCACAGCAAGGAACAUCUGCUGCUGCCUCAAACCAAAGUGUGGCUGUGACCACUCUGUUCCCCUAGCUCUCCUGGCGAUACCAACUGCCUGGCACAUGCAGGAGGAGGGGUGCCAAGGCUCUUCUGCUGCUGUCCUCUCUCCUCUCCAGCUCUGGUGCAUCUGCAUCACCUGGGAGCAGAACCACACCCCUGUGUCACCUGUGCACUGGAGAGGCAGGCCAAGCACCUCAAGGCUUUUGGAGAUCCUUGGGUUUUGCAUUGCACCGUGGAGAUUCCUGCAAGAGUGGGCUUGGUGUGCAAAAGCUGCCUUGGCAUCUCAGCAGUGAGGUACAUGGAGCUCUGGUGCUCAUCUGGGUGCAGGCACUGCCAGCCUGCGGUGCACAAACUCCUCUGGUGUUUGCUGCAGUGCUGGGCUGGGAGCUGCCAGUCUGCCUUUUGCACCCAGGACGUUGAGGAGGAUGGGCCAAAUGCUGCCUGGCUGCUGGUAUUUGGUGUCGGUUGCAGUGCAGUCUCGGCGGGGCAGCCUGGCUGCUGGCUGCAGGUAGUUUAGUUCCUUUGUGCUGACUGAACACAGCAGCAGCAAUUCUGUUUAUUUUCAGAGUCACACAAUGUCGGGGGCUGGGAGGGACCCCCAGAGGUCAUCCAGCCCAAUGCCCCUGCCAGAGCAGCAGCACCCAGGGCAGGGCACACAGGAACACAGCCAGAGCUCUAAGCACUGCAGAGGUUCUGGCUCACCUGCUGUGGGUCCCAUCCCCACUGGUGCUCAUUUUGCCACUAAACUCCAGCUAUGGCCCUCCCGCGGCUGCUGUGCCCUCUGCAGCCCUGCAGUCUGCGUGCAUGGGGGCCGGAGCAAACAACCUCAUUUCACAGCACACAUCAGGCUCUGAAGCUGCUUCAGCUGAGAGUAAAAACCUGGUGCUUGAACUACCGUUUUGGCCCCCUCAGACUUCCAUUAAAGUGCAGCUAUUCCAAUAUAACCAGGGGGAAUGAAGAGUUCUUGGUGGAAUUCUGUGCAAAUGGCUUCUGUUCUGAUUUUUUAAUCUCUUCAGCCCAUUUUCUCUCUGAGGUUGAGUUCUUCCUCCCACUAAUGCACUCACUGACUCACGUCUGUGGAGUACCUUGCUCCUGGCUCCCCUGCCUGCCUGCCUCAUUACAUGUAUUUAUUGCUGCAUUUCUCUGAAGCCAUUUCAUUAGACUCUGCUUUAUGGUUAUGGCAGGAAUUUACUGUCAGCACACAGUGCCCUUUCAUGCUCAGAGCAGCACCGAGUUCGUUCUGGCUCUUACAUUUUAUUAAUCUCUUUCAAUCACUUAAAAAUGAAUAAUAAAAAAUAAAGCAGUUAAGUUAC
This is a messenger RNA of Pogoniulus pusillus (Red-fronted tinkerbird), 2526 nucleotides long. RefSeq names its product ankyrin repeat and SOCS box containing 9 (gene ASB9). The coding region runs from base 266 to 1150 and encodes 294 amino acids. The transcript has 8 exons. Gene Ontology annotation, biological process: intracellular signal transduction; protein ubiquitination; positive regulation of protein catabolic process. Lineage: Eukaryota; Metazoa; Chordata; Aves; Piciformes; Lybiidae. The record is from RefSeq and is a predicted model, not a curated record. Gene Ontology annotation, molecular function: protein binding.